AUGGGAGGCAAGAGGACAAAAGUGGAACUAUUGGACUAUGAAGAGGUGAAAAAGAAUAAAACCAUUUGGCGAAAUUUGGAUCAUGGGGCCAUUACCCCUUUCAUCGAAACGCUGCAUGGGGCUGAUGCAAGUGUCACCAAAAACUUUGCUAAGGGUUUGAAGGAUGUGAAGAUUCAGUUACGCGGAAAAAUCAUAGAGAUUGAUGAAAAAUUAAUCAUAGAGGUUAUCGGCUUGUCCAUGGAAGGGGCAAAUUUUUAUAGAGACAGGAAAAUGCAUGAUGUUGUGGUUCAGGAAUUCCCCAAGGAUGAGAAGGGAAGGAAGAAAUUGGCCAAACUGGACAAGAGAAGCUAUAACAUGGUUUCUCUAACUCUAGCAGUCAUAGCCGUGGUAGCUUGCGUUUAUUUACUGAAUGGAGAAAAGGCAAAGCUGCCGCCAGGGCCACGAGGGUUGCCUAUUUUAGGUAGCCUGCUGGACCUCGGUUCGAAUCCCCACCAGUCUCUUCACGCUCUUUCUAAGCGCUAUGGCAGCCUCAUGUAUCUCAAAUUGGGCACCACCCCAGCCCUUAUAGCUUCCUCUCAGGAGGCUGCAGUUGCCAUUCUCAAGACUUUUGAUUCAGAUUUCUCUAACAGACCAGAAAACAUGGGAGCGGUUGCAGAUAUUCUAUUAUACAAUAGAAAUGAUGUGGCCACAUCUCCCCAGUGGCCUGUGCUACGAAAAAUCUGUAUUUUCCACCUUUUGACCCCCAAAUGUAUGCAAAAGUGGCAGCAGUUCCGAGAGGAAGAAAUGACCCUGGUCCUCGCUUUCAUCUUUAAAAGGCGAACCAGUGCUGUAAAUGUGGGAGAUUUCGUUAAUGUUUUUACUUCUAAUGUUAUUGGGCAAAUGACGCUGAGGUUGAGAUUUUUUGAUGACAAUAAUGCAGAGGCCCAACAUUUCAGAGAAUUAAUGGAGGAGUUUUUAGCUGAGGGUGGUCGUUUUAGGAUUGGGGAUUACGUUAGUUUCUUAGAUUGGAUUUGGUUGGGUGGUUCUCUUGAUCAAACCAAGAGGUUGCAGAAGCGACUUGAUGAGUUUCUUGUGAGGAAGAUGGAAGAACAACAGAAGCGUCUGCUUCUGUCCAGAGAUGAUAAUGGCAGCAAGGACUUUUUGCAAAUUCUCUAUGAGCUCAAAUCUAAGUCUUCUGAAGAGGGAGCAGAACUAUCUGAGACUAAUAUCAAAGGCAUUUUACUAAGCAUGAUUUCGGCAGGAACAGACACUGCUACCCGCACAGUAGAAUGGGCGAUGGCAGAACUGAUCCGCCAUCCCCAUCUCAUGAAGAAAGUCAGAGACGAAGUGGAUGCAUGUGUGGGAAUGGAAGAGAUAGUAAGAGAAUCUCAUCUUCCUCAGCUAAAAUACUUAGAAGCGGUUGUGACUGAAACUCUUCGACUGCAUCCUCCAACGCCACUAUUGCUUCCUCACGCAUCUCCAAAAUGUUCAAGCAAAGUAAUGGGUUAUUUCAUUCCUCCCAACUCACGCGUAAUGGUGAAUGUGUGGGCUGUAGCAAGAGAUCCAAAUGCGUGGGACAGGCCGUUAGAAUUUGAUCCAAAUCGCUUCGUUGACAAUCCUGUUAAACUCCAUGGAAGAGACUUUCGCAUAUUACCAUUCGGUGCAGGGCGAAGAAUGUGCCCGGGCUAUGAUCUAGGGCUUCGUAUGAUACAAUUUGCACUUGCAAGCUUUGUCCAUGCAUUUGAUUGGUCUCUUCCCUCUGGCCAACAACCCCAAGAUUUGGACAUGUCUGAGAAGUAUGAAUUGACGAUUCACAGGAAAGUUCCUCUCCUCCUCUUAGCUACUCCUCGUCUGCCUAUCAAAAUUUAUAACCCUUAA
Molecule: messenger RNA, 1857 nt
Organism: Cryptomeria japonica (Japanese cedar)
Lineage: Eukaryota; Viridiplantae; Streptophyta; Pinopsida; Cupressales; Cupressaceae
Product: flavonoid 3'-monooxygenase CYP75B137
Exons: 3
Coding region: 1-1857 (618 amino acids)
Molecular function (GO): oxidoreductase activity, acting on paired donors, with incorporation or reduction of molecular oxygen; iron ion binding; monooxygenase activity
Source: RefSeq, a predicted model, not a curated record